AUGACUUCUAGUUUUCCAACUAUGGGAAACCGCCAAUCCGGCGUUUCGCCUACGGUCGUCCCGAGGUCGAGAUGUGGAUUCUUUCAUAAACUGUUCGCGAAGACACGACUUGACGCUACAGCUUUAGCUCAAACCUGUCCUCCACCGGUGGGUGGCGAAAUGCCGAUCGGUGAAUGUGCGGUGCUGCAAGAUCGGCCAGCGUUGCGAUUGGAUUCUCGACUUGUAUGUAAAUACGAAAUUCUAUCUGUCAUAGGAAAGGGGAGUUUCUCACAGGUUAUGCGGGUGCAACAUCGAAUAUCUCGGAAGUACUUUGCAGUGAAGUUGGUCUCAUCCGAUUGCGGUUCUGUGAACAAUGAGUUGAAUAUUCUCAGCCGAGUCUCACAUCCAUUCGUGAUACGAUUGGAAGAGGUGUUUAAAUCAUCGUCAAGGUUAUUCAUUGUGAUGGAAAUGGCGAGUGGUGGAGAAAUGUAUGAAAGGGUAGUAUCUAAAGGAAGAUACUCGGAAUCAGAAGCACGUCAAGCGCUUAAGAUGCUCCUCAGUGGUCUUGCAUAUCUUCACUCCCUUCGAAUUACGCAUCGUGAUCUGAAACCAGAGAAUUUGUUGUACAGUGAUGUGAGGCCGGAUGCAAGAUUAUUAAUCACAGAUUUUGGCCUGGCUCAUCAGGCAACUCGUCCAAACGAAACAAUGACGGAGACAUGUGGUACUCCUGAGUACAUCGCUCCUGAAUUGUUAUUACGAGUACCGUACACCGACAAGGUGGAUAUGUGGGCAGUUGGAGUGAUCACGUACAUCCUCAUGUCAGGGAUAAUGCCGUUCGAUGACGAUUGCAGAUCGAGGCUCUAUACGCAUAUCAUCACUGCAAACUACGUUUACUAUCCUCAGUUCUGGUCCGGUUCGGAAUUGGCGAAGCAGUUUGUCGAUUGUUUGUUAGAAACGAACGCAGUGGAGCGAAUGAGUGCUGUGGAUGCAGCCAGACACGAAUGGAUGACAGGGGAGCGAUCAGUGCCGAUAGUGACAACUAGGACAUCACGACCUGCUUCAGAAUAUAACAACAUACAACGGACGAAAUCGACACGAUCAAUUCGCUCCGUUACUCGAUCUGAUCACGGGCACCGGGUUGACCCACGCGAAGUUGACCAGCUAGCCAACGACUUGAAACGGGCCGCGCAGAGCACAAAGAACUACGGCGUCUUUUAG
This is a messenger RNA of Necator americanus (New World hookworm), 1197 nucleotides long. RefSeq lists its product as uncharacterized. Gene Ontology annotation, biological process: protein phosphorylation. Gene Ontology annotation, molecular function: ATP binding; protein kinase activity. Bases 1 to 1197 code for a protein of 398 amino acids. NCBI's taxonomy places the organism in Eukaryota, Metazoa, Nematoda, Chromadorea, Rhabditida, Ancylostomatidae. The transcript is spliced from 10 exons. The record is from RefSeq and is a predicted model, not a curated record.